Lytechinus pictus (painted urchin) is the source of this 2853-nucleotide messenger RNA. RefSeq names its product leucine-rich repeat-containing G-protein coupled receptor 5-like. The record is from RefSeq and is a predicted model, not a curated record. The transcript is spliced from 2 exons. Bases 374 to 2434 code for a protein of 686 amino acids. Gene Ontology annotation, molecular function: protein binding. Lineage: Eukaryota; Metazoa; Echinodermata; Echinoidea; Temnopleuroida; Toxopneustidae.
CGGGGGGAAAGAACUCAACUUUGCAACAGUGAACUCUCACUGACCAGUCUAUUCAAGAUCUUAUCCAUUGAUGUUCCGCUGUAAUCUGGGAGCCGUUACAGAAGAGACUUCUGCAUCUAUAACAGAAGAUAUUUCGAAACCUUUACCAGAGGAGGUGAGAACAGAUGUCUUUGAACUGCCAGAGGUAUCUCUCACAUUUAGGAAUAUCUAAGAAAGACACCCAUGUAGAGCUGCUCUUGAGCUCGCUUUGACAGUGAUUUUCAUCAGACAGCUUAUGAAGGAACAACUGCUCCCAGCAAUGUAAGCCUUGCAAGGAAACAUAGAAAUAAGGAUACGACAUUUAAUACCUUCCUGGUGUGAAGAAAGUCAUACGAUGAAAUUCUACACGUCGCUAUGGAGUUUCGGUCGAACGGUUGUAGCGUGGUGUUGCCUUGCCACCUUUUUCGAUGUGGUCUUGGCAAGGGUCUCCAGGACUUUUCCGUGUCCCAAGGCAUGCUUAUGCGACUUGAUCACACUUAAAGUGGACUGCUCGGGAGGUGGACUCGACGGCUUACCCUCUACCGUUCCACUGAACACAAGAAUCUUACUCUUUCAAGAAAAUAAUUUGGGAAACGAACUCACCAUACCUGUUUUCAACAUAACAGCCAUGGUUCGCCUCCGGCAGUUGUCCGUUGCAAAUAAUUCGUUGAGUUUCAUAGACUCGGCGGUGUUCCCAAAACAAAUAAAGUUGAUCAAAUUGAACUUUGACAGUAACUACCUUGAGGGCAUACCAGCAAUGGUUCGCAAUAUGCGAUUGCUCAAGCACCUACACCUUAGCCGUAAUCGAAUAUCUAGUAUUAAUAAAAACGAUUUGCCGCCGUCUUCUACCAUAGAGAAGUUAUAUUUGGACUCGAAUCAGAUCUACAUCCUUGAAGAUGGUGCCUUUGCCGGUCAAAAGCGGCUUGAAAUUUUAUACAUGGCGGAUAAUCUCAUCAGCAAUAUUUCCACUGGUCUUUUUUCGAAACUAUCGAUGAUCAUGCAACUUGACUUAUCUUACAACAACAUUGGUGCCGAUUUUAAAACUCAGUAUGAUUUUCUGAAUGACGACAUUCCUACUCCCAAAACUGGAGAAGUUGGCGUUAGCUCACAUUCGGGUCUUGGGCCACCUCUAAACUUCAGUGAAUGGUUCACGCCGAACGUUGCUCCCAAACUAGAAUAUCUUAACCUAGAAGCAAAUGACAUACAGACGAUCGCACAAAAUGCCUUUAAAUUAUUCCCUGUACUUACUUCGAUUAACCUGGCAUAUAAUCAGUUGAUAGCAUUGCCACCACAAGUAUUACAUACUUUAAAUAACCUACAAAUUCUUGACCUUAGUGGCAAUAGAUUACGUGAAUUGCCAUAUGAGCUGUUUCAGAAGAACACGCGCCUUGAAGUCAUCAAGCUAAACAAGAACCUCUUUGUCAAUUUACCAGAAAAUAUAUUUGUCGGUGUUGAGAAGAGCCUCUUGGAACUUGAUCUAUCGGGAAAUAACCUACAUAGCGUUUCGUGGAUGAACGUCGAUCUACGACAUCUCAUUGUUCUUGAUCUGUCAGCGAAUGCUCUUACGGAUGCGGGGAGCUUGACACAUAUAGUUAGCUUACAAAGGCUGUAUCUUCAGGAAAAUCAGCUGUUUGAUAUUCCAAACGUGCGGAACUUGACACGACUUCAAGAGUUACACUUAACCAACAACUCCAUCAGGACCAUAUCAUUUGAUGCGUUCAACGGCAAUGUGGCGCUGGAAUUAAUCGCGCUGGACUACAACGAACUCGUCACUCUUGCAAUGGAACCCUUCGAGGGUAUACCCUUCCUGCAGACUGUCAAAGCCGCGGGGAACCCUUUCAACUGCGACUGUAAAAUGAAAUGGAUGGCAAAGUUUGCAGAGGAUACAAUGAGUUACGACCUGUAUCUGAACGGGAUUUAUGCAGAUGAGAUGGGCAUACCGGAAAGCACGUUUGUGGCUCUUGAAGCUUGGAUAGCACCCUUGAAGCAGCAAGUCGUAUGCGUAAGACCUCUUCUGGUUCAGGGUGUGGACAUUAACACGGCUCUCUAUAACUUCGGACCUGACCUCAUAUGCAGCCAUUUUGCAAACCCCAGGAGUAUCAUGGUCCUUAUUCUCACCUGGUUCCUCAUUAUCAUCGUAUUCCUCAUUCUGUUCUGGGGAAAGACCUUCUGGAUGGCCCGGAAGCAGUUCGGCAGCUCCAGGCCUAAGCUCGGCCAAGAAAAGCCUAAGGACGACGAUACGUGUUACGUCAUCUCGGCCGUCUCGAAAAAGGCGGGAAACGGCCAGUACCAUUUGCUACCGGACAAGAGUGACAAUGAGCCGUUGGUAUUUCUCUCGAACCACGAUGACGAGGCCUGCAAAUUAAGGACAUUUGAAAGGAGCUCUACAGAAAUAUUUAUUGAAACCACCGUCUGAUCUCGGAUAUCUAAAGCAAACUCUUGAGUUCAGUGAAUCUUGGACUAGUUAGCAGACGACCACUCGAUUGUUUCGAAACGGAUCUUGUUUUAUAUUUCCGUUUAUUUUUCACCUAAAAUCGUAAUCAUUGCCAUGUGUGCGUAUGAAUGUGUGCCAGCUUGUGAGUUAUAUCUUGCUCCUACUCAACAUGCCCGAGAAGGAUAUAAUGUACUAUUCGUAAUUUUGUUUGCAUUAUUAUACUAUUUGAACAAUGUCAUGACUGUGUUCAUCAUGAAUAUGUUAGCUCUCAUUAACAAAACUGAAAGAUAGUUUCCCAUUUUAUAAAUAUGAAGCUGUUACGUAUGGAUAAAUAUUGGCUCCACCGAAAUUCAUUUAAUUAAUGAAGAUGACUCGGUGGAUAUUAAAUCUGCCCCGAACAC